AUGAUAAAGUUGAAAGAUCUAUCGGAAUUGUUAGCUCUCUACAAUCAUACCUACUUCGUUGACGUUGCGUCCAGCGGCACCACCAGUCACCGGCGCCGAUUCCGUACCAGAAUAAGGACAACGACGGGCGGCACCUCGUCACCCGGUACCUAUGAGUGUCACAAGUGCCGCAAGAUCUACAAGUGGUACCGCGGGUUACACAGGCAUCUUGAGUACGAGUGUGGCAAGACGCCGCGCUUCAAGUGCCCGCACUGUGUUUACAUCGAUCCGUACCUGAAGUGGACCCUGCAGCGCUCUCUUAACAUCGAUUACGGCCAGAACAUUCUGCCACGCCAUCAAUGUCCGAAAUGUCAUCGCAGUUAUAAACAUCGUAGUCACAUGAUGCGGCAUUACAGAUACGAGUGCGGCAUACCGCAGCGAUUUGAAUGUCCGUACUGCAAGCAUCACUUGCGACAGCGUACGCACGUGUGGACGCACAUACGCACGUUCCAUCCGGAUCGUGAACUUUACUGCAUCGAUAUUGUCACCAACUCGAGGCUGUGUUGGCAGGAACCUCGAAGGUUCCACGUGGUGUCGCCGUUCGGACCGAACAUGAUCUGCAAGUAUCAACCGGGAACGGACAGCAAGCUCAAUUCUGAGAAUAAGAAAAGGAUACGUUCGCGCAAGGUCAGCACCGACAACAUGAAGCCGUUCCAGUGCCAAAAAUGCGGUCGUGGUUUCACCUUGAAGAGAAACAAGGACCGCCACGUAAAUUACGAGUGCGGACACGAGCCGAGGUUUCAGUGCCCCUAUUGCGGACUCCGCAGCAAGCAAACGUCACCAGUUUAUGCCCACAUCAGAAAGAAACACCCGGAAGAGGAAGUCUUUAUCUUCGAUAUGAAGCUCUGA
Molecule: messenger RNA, 888 nt
Organism: Atta colombica
Lineage: Eukaryota; Metazoa; Arthropoda; Insecta; Hymenoptera; Formicidae
Product: zinc finger protein 780A-like
Exons: 4
Coding region: 1-888 (295 amino acids)
Biological process (GO): regulation of transcription by RNA polymerase II
Cellular component (GO): nucleus
Molecular function (GO): RNA polymerase II transcription regulatory region sequence-specific DNA binding; DNA-binding transcription factor activity, RNA polymerase II-specific
Source: RefSeq, a predicted model, not a curated record